Messenger RNA from Manis javanica (Malayan pangolin), 4408 nucleotides. NCBI's taxonomy places the organism in Eukaryota, Metazoa, Chordata, Mammalia, Pholidota, Manidae. The record is from RefSeq and is a predicted model, not a curated record.
CACGCCACGAUGCAGCACUACGGAGUGAAUGGCUACUCACUGCACGCCAUGAACUCGCUCAGUGCCAUGUACAACCUGCACCAGCAGGCAGCCCAGCAGGCCCAGCACGCCCCAGACUACCGGCCGUCAGUGCACGCACUUACCCUGGCUGAGCGCCUGGCUGACAUCAUCUUGGAGGCCCGCUAUGGCUCCCAGCAUCGUAAACAGCGUCGCAGCCGCACAGCAUUCACUGCUCAGCAGCUCGAGGCCUUGGAAAAGACCUUCCAGAAGACUCACUACCCAGAUGUGGUGAUGCGUGAGAGGCUGGCCAUGUGCACCAACCUGCCAGAGGCCCGGGUGCAGGUGUGGUUCAAGAACCGCAGGGCUAAGUUCCGGAAGAAGCAGCGCAGCCUGCAGAAGGAGCAGCUCCAGAAGCAGAAGGAGGCUGAGGGCUCCCAUGGGGAGGGCAAGACUGAGGCCCCAACCCCAGACACCCAGCUGGAGACUGCCCAGCCCCCCCCUGCCCAGCGCCUGCCCAGCAGGGACCCCCCUGCUGAGCUUCACCUGAGUCUGUCUGAGCAGUCAGCCAGUGAGUCAGCUCCCGAGGACCAGCCAGACCGGGAGGAAGACCCCCGGGCAGGCUCCGAGGAUCCUCAAACCGCGAAAAGCCCUGGCGCCGAGAGCAAGGGGCUGGGCUGCAAGAGGAGCAGCCCCAAGGCAGACUCCCCAGGCAGCUUGGCUCUAGCUCCUGCAGCCCCCACUGCUGGCCUCCUGGGCCCCUCCCACUCCUACUCCUCAUCCCCGCUGAGCCUCUUCCGUCUGCAGGAGCAAUUCCGACAGCACAUGGCUGCCAGCAACAACCUGGUGCACUAUUCGUCCUUCGAGGUUGGGGGCCCGGCCCCUGCUGCAGCCGCUGCAGCCGCUGCCGCUGUCCCCUACCUGGGUGUCAACAUGGCCCCGCUGGGCUCCCUGCACUGCCAAUCCUACUACCAGUCCCUGUCAGCAGCCGCUGCUGCCCACCAGGGCAUGUGGGGGUCCCCACUGCUGCCUGCACCCCCAGCUGGCCUGGCACCUGCCUCAGCUGCCCUGAACAGUAAAACCACAAGCAUUGAGAACCUGCGGCUCCGGGCCAAACAGCACGCAGCCUCCCUGGGACUGGAUACGCUGCCCAACUGACUGCUGGCCUCCAACCCAGCUGGGGGGUCUUGGAUACUCCCUCCCAGCCCCAUGGUUAUCCCCAGAUGGCUCUCCAGGAGUUAAGUCUAUGAGUCCAGGGACCCUGGGGUCUUGGAGUCCUGCUCCUGUUCCCCACCCCAAAAUCCCAGCCCUAGGUGAAGCCACACCCUCACUCCCUCUGCAUGGCCCUGCUUGGAUCCCACAGAGGUGGAAUGGGAGGGGGUGGGAGGCUGGAGUGCCCCCCGCUUUCUGUGGGGGAGUGAGGGACUCUCACUGGCUAGAUCUCCCCCUCAGUGUUGCCUCCUCCCUUCCCUCCCCACCUCUGUCCCCUAGUAAGUUGAUGCGUGGAAUGUGAGACAUAAGUAUAAAUAUAUAACACUAUAUUUUCAGGCCCUUGCCUGUCCCGGGCCCCCUGCCCUCUGGCUCUCCACUGGCGCCCUGGCCUCUGCCUAGGACUUGUGUUUCUCCCUCCCAGGCUUUCCCUUCUCUCCCUCCCCUUCCUUCUUCCCAGACCUCCUUCUCCCUGCCUUAGUCCUGCUCCCUGCCCCCUCGGCCCAGCGCCUGUCCUCCCCUCUCUGGACCUUCCCCAUGUCUCUUCUCCCUGGCCCUGCUUGCUUUCUUCCAUGCUGGCUUUAUUGGUGUGGUCAAUUCCCAAACAUGUUUUGUUUGGGGUUGUGGCUUUUAGCUGUAGUAAUUCUGCUUCUUCCUGUUCCUCCCCUUCUUCCCUGCCUGCCCGUCUGCUCCCCACACUGGCACCCUCUUGGCAGCUGUCCCUUUCCAUCCCUAGCAGAGGUAGAAAGGCCCUGGCUAGGGACCCUGUAGCCAGGAGCUGCAGGCAGAAGGUGGCACUGGCCCCACACCCACCCUCCCCCAGGCCUGGGGUCUAGAAGGAGCCUGAGUCACGUUUGCUUCUCUCUCUUUCCUCAGCUUUGAGGCCCCAUGCCCAGGAUUGAGGAGGAGGGAAGCAGAGGCAGGAGUCAGGCUGAGGCAGGCUGUAGAAUGGCAGCCUCCGUCUUUGUAAGCCCACCAGGACAGAGGCCUGCUGCCAGCACUCAUCCAGGACUGACUGCAGGGCUCUAGGCCUCUCUUUGGUGAGACUUCCCUGGCUGGAGGGAGGCAUGAAGGGAAAGGGUGCGCCCCAAGUCAGGUCUCUUCAGAGGAAUGGGGCAGGACCCCCUACCCGGCAGUGUGUCCACUGCAGGGGUGCAUCCAAGCCCGGAAGGAAGGUUGAACUCUAGCUCCUGAUCACAGUAAGUGCAAACCACACAGUGAUGCGUAGUCUCAGGCUUCUGUUGGCAUCUUCUCCUAGAGCCAAUUGUUGAGGCAAGGUCUUCUGUCCAGCUAGUCACUGGCACAGAAAGGCAUGUUCCUGUUUAUGGCUAGGAACCCAGCUCAGUAAACUCCCCUUCAAAGCAGUGUGACCGUGAGUCAGCCUAUAGCGUCUCUGGGCCUGUUUCCCCAUCUGGAGCAGCUGGCCUGUGACAUCCUGUCCAGCUCUAACAUUCUGCAUGUCUGUACUUACAAAACUUCUUGCAAGGCAGAAGUUUUUAGUCAAACAACAACAAUAACAGCAAAAGGGCUCUCAAAUGCACAAUGUAUAAAUUAGAAAAUUACUGUUGCUUUGCUGUGAAGCAAUGGGUAUUGUGUGUGCAAGCCUCUUUGUACACAGCCACAGUCUCUGGGCCUUAGUUUCCCAAUAGGUAUAAUAGGUCUCUUCUAGUUGAGAUGACCUGGAUUUGAUCCUGCUUUUUUUGAGUUUCAGUGCCAGCCUCUGUGGUCACCAUCUCCAUGCCUUCAUGUGGUCUCAGGGCAAGGGGAGGGGAGUAGCUUGCACAGAUUCAGGGUUGUGAUCCCCAACUCUUUGUGGCUCAACAUGGAACCCUUUACUUCCUGCUUAGAGAAGCUGCAUCUGAACACAACGGUUGUGAUUGUCCAGGCUUGUCUCACUGUCCUAGUGGAGUAUAUUGGUACCUUGGUAGGACUGGUUUGUGGAACAAUGGAUUCUCAUUAUCUUUGGGGGUGUCUAUCUGGGCUGGCACAGAUGGAGAAGGCUUUGGAUGGGAAAAAAGUGAGAAGGAUGAUAGCCUCAGCAAGGAGAGCUGUCUGAACAAAGCAAUGGAAUGAGACCAAGUGGAUGAUGGGGAAGCGGUGGGUGGCUUCCUGAGAGGUGGGGCUGAGGGCCUUGAAUCCAGGCUAAAGACCUAGCCUCACUGUGACAAGCACCAAGGCAGGCAGGUGAGGGUUUUGGAAUGGGGGGAUCAGCUGACUUAGGAUCUGGGAUUUGGAAAAUGAAUCCCAUAGCCUCAGGAAGAAAGAAGAGGAAAGUCAUGGGGAAGGGGAGGAGAGGGUGGUGGGAACUCUAGGAGCAGAAGGGAUUUUGGGUUUGUCCUCUGGGCUCUGGUCCAGGAAGGUCCGUUUCUGAAAUGAAAAGAAUCUCAUGCAGACCAAGCAUUGCGGAUUGAAGCCUUUUGCCUUUCACUGGAUGCAAAUGACUGUCACUGGGCCUUGGAACCUAAUAGCUCUAGAGAUAACCAGCUCUACAGGAAGCCUUCUCCAGUGCCCUAAGGGGCAAGCCCACUCUAGAGUCAUGUUCUCUCAUGGCUGGAGCCAGACCCACUCAGGCUUAGCCCAACUUCCCACUGAUCUUUGUCAGUAAUUCCUCACUCAACUGGCCCAAUUCCACCAACCCAGGAAAAGCAGUCGUCAGAUCUCAGAUCAGCCUAGCUGACGGGACCAUCCUGCUACUGAAAGCAGCUAGAGAUCAAGAGGAGAGUAUCCCACGCAUGUCCUACUGGAGGCAGAGGGUAUGGGCUUGGGCUGUGCCCACUGAACUUGAGACUGAAGUUGAAAGCCUUCUCCAGGCUGCUGGGACACCCCGAAGCUUGAGCUCUGAUGUUCCUUCCAGGAGAGCCUCAUUCCUCACCUCUCCCUCCUAUUUGAGGUCUCCAUUUCCCUGCUUCCUCACUUCCCCCGACUGGGUCCAGGGGCCCAGGCCCCCAUCUGGACUCUGCAGCCAGUGGCCUGUGUAGACUGCUUUCCAAACCAGCUGUUUUGUGACCAUUUGUGCUUAGAGGUCAUGCCGGGCCGUGGCAAAAACACUGUGUACCAUAUUUAUUUAUUCUGUUGGCUGAAAAAACAAGACUCAAAUCUCCCUUCCCUUGCCCCGCCCUCUGCGUAGUGCAGCAUGACACUGUCCCGUGUAUCCGUCUGUCUGUCUGAUUUCCUGUGAUGUUGUGGCCUGUUCUUUGUCCUA